This is a messenger RNA of Acytostelium subglobosum LB1, 3888 nucleotides long. RefSeq lists its product as hypothetical. The transcript is spliced from 2 exons. Lineage: Eukaryota; Evosea; Eumycetozoa; Acytosteliales; Acytosteliaceae. The coding region runs from base 1 to 3888 and encodes 1295 amino acids. The record is from RefSeq and is a predicted model, not a curated record.
AUGGCAGCACCCAUUGAGGACCCAUGUGAACAAUAUGAGACAUUGGAUAUUGCAUUCUUGAAUUCAAGUUGUGAUCCAACAGUUACGUUCAGUGUGAAGAAUGAUAAUGGUUACGACUCAAUCACAUUCACUCCAGCAUUGCCCAUAUCACAUUUUAUGAACUACUCCAGUUAUUUCAUAUACUCCACUGUGACGCCAGGUAUCUACAACCUCACUGCCAUCAGUGGUCUCUGCAACCAGACUCGCACCCUCGAGAUUGUGGUGCCAUCCAUCGUCAUCACCCAACCCAAGUGCUUUGGAGGACCGCUCACCAUCAAUGCCACUGGCUACCGCGGCGAGGUCUCCUUCGCCGUCGAUGACAUGGACCUCGUCACCAAGAACAACUCAUACAACUUUGAAUCAGACAUGGACCCCAGUAGCAUCCACCAACUGGUUGUGAGCGUCCCCAACGUUGGAGCACAGCCAUGCAAAGUGUACUUCCCUUACGACACGACCAACUCCUUCGCCCCCAAGCUGGUCAUCACUCACCCCACGUGUGGCUUGUCCGAUGGCAAGAUCGUCGUGACCAACUUUGCCGAGUUCACCUCCAUCACACUCCAGUCCAACACAAACGACGACAUCUUCCCUGAUGCCAACGGAGUGUUUAGCAACCUCAACUCGACCACUGCCCGUGUCGUCAACUUUGGAAUCUACGCCGAGUCUGCCAAGUGCUCGCACACCCUCCUGUACCCGGGCGUCCUCAUUCCCUUCACGCCCACAAUGACUCUGUCCGGCAGGGCUGUCGAUGCUUGCAACAAGACCCAUGGCAUCUACAAAUUUACCCUUACCGGCGCAACUAAAGUCUUGCCCGACGGGAUGAACAUCACAGUUGACGGCACCACAGUCGUUGAGCUGGGCGUUGAGUUUGUCUUCUCAGUUGGUUCCUACCAGGUUCAAUUAUCUACUUGCGCCGAUCCUGUGACCUACGACUUUGCCAACUACUUCCUCCCCGUCACGCACACCAUUGGCCCAAAUGGUCAACAGCCAACAUGCUCCGUAACCACCACCGCCACUGUCGCCUACCCAUUCGACUAUGCCAACCUCACGGUCAGCCCCACCAACCUUGACUCGAACCACCAGCUCCAGGUCAUCCACGAUCAGACCUACUUGGCAAUGUCCAAAUGCUUCCCCCAACAAAGCCGCUUUGCAUACCCCAAGGUGCACCCAUACUACUACGUCAACUACACUGACACCUCCUGCAUUGGCGUGUACCAAGUCACUGUCAGGAACUACGCAGCAUUCGAUUCGAUCUUCAUGAGCUACCAAGACAUCAUCAAGACUGCAGUCAAUGGAGUGAUCUAUGAUGUGUUCCUACCAUUGACCGGGGACUGGGUGUUGACCACCAUCGAGAAGGGCUGCACUGUUCAGCGCAACCUCACCGUCACACAGAUCAAUAAUCCACUCGACAAUGGCUACUUCACCUUUGAGAUCACCAACGUCACUCAAGAUGCCAAUGCCGGUUGUCUCUCACCAUACUCAGCCACGAUCUAUCCACACUACAAGGGUAUUAGGUCCACACAAGGCACCUACGUCGAGUUCAACAACUCCAACAAUGGCUUCGUCCAAACAACCUACUUUGCUUCUGAACAUUGUCCACCCACUCCAGUCAUUUAUCGCGAGCCAGCCCCACCAACCAAUGCCCAGGUCACUGUCCACCAGCAUGCUCCAUGUCUGCAGACCGUGGGAUUGAUCAACGUCACCUAUACUGAGCCAUUGUUGUACUUGUUGUUCAACGGGUCCAAUGUUAUUAUCCGACCCUCUGGACAAUUGUACGAGGUCCCAGUUGGUACUACUAAUGUCAAAAUCGUCUUUAAGGCUCCCAACUUCCAAUGUCAACAAAUCAUUCCAGUUACUCUCCACGCCAUCGACACCACCACCAUCCUCAGUCUCCAAAUCACGCCACAAGACUCUUCCAACUGCAGUGCUCCCAGUGGAAAGGUUAUGUUUACCACGGCCUGGUCCAACUUCAACUCGGCCAUGCUGCUAGGAGAGGAAGAUGUCCCCUUUGACAAUGUGACUGGUGUGGCUACAGUUGGAACAUAUUACACCAGUGCCAAGUUUGAUCACAAGACUUGCGGAAAGGGAAUAAUCAACAAUGUGUUCAUCCCCACCGACAACAAGGUCACCAUCUCAUUGACUCCACUGUACAAAUCCAGUUGCAAGGACUCCACCUCAGCACCCAACUCAGCCCAGAUCUCAUUGUUGCACUCCAACGGCAGAUACAUCUACCCCGACAACAUCUAUUCUUUCUCGCCCGACUUUGACCUCAGCUACAACUUCUUCACUGGAGUCAUCUAUGGAAUGCCACUUGGCAAUCUAACUGCUAGAAUAACCCAUGAUUACUGCCAGUGGGACUACAACUUUGUCCAAAACAUCGACACCAAGCCAGUGUUCAAGGUCAACAUUGUCAAGAUGCCAACUGUUGGAAUGCUCAAUGGUGUUGCCCAGAUUGUCAUGCUCAGAGACGACCUCUAUGUAGGUACCGUGCAGGCGUCAAGUGGAUAUGCCACUCCAGACCGUAGUCAGAUCAUUGGAUGGGGCUACAACCAUGAGCAGCCACUCAUGAACUUCACCCUGUCAGAGGCUCCCAUGGGAUGUGUGUACAGGUACCAAGUCAACUUGACCAACGAGAUCACUACGCCAAGGUACACGGUGAUUGAGCCAACCGAGUGUGGUUCCAAGACCUACCAGCUCAAGUUCGAUCAGGUCAGCAUGCAAUUGUUUGAGAUUUAUGUCUCCGACACUGCUCCAGAUAUCAAUGGUGUUGUCUCGGUCAACGCUUUCAACAAUGGAGGCUUGAAAUUCAGGAGCAUCGUCAACCCAGCUCUUGGCUUCACUUCCGUCCCCAUCGUUGGACUGGUAUCCUAUUUAACAUCAUUUGGCAACAUUGAAGUCAAGUACACCACCACUCCAGAGACGUGUAUCAGCUCCAGAGAUGGAACUCUCACCAUCACCAAUGCCAACCCAGAGAUCUACACCUAUUCCCUCGUUAACACCGACAACAAUUACCAGGCCGACACCUUGAUCACCGGCAACACAGUUCAGUUCCGUUUCCUUGAGUCUAGCCUCUACAUCCUCAAUGUCUACUUGUUCUCCAACCCAUACUGUGUCAAUAGCCAGAUGGUCCUCGUCCCACAAACAGAGCCAGAGCUGGUCAUUUCCGCACCAAACGUCUGCUCCGACGGCCAGAACUUUACUUCAAUCUCCAUGAGAAUAGAGCCAUCCACAUUCACCGCCACCUACAAGAUCAACGGUGAUACAGUUAACCCUACAACCACCCAUCUACCACCUGGUACCUAUGUUGUCGAGGCCUCCAUCUCAGCUGGAGUGUGCUCUCGUUCUAUCAACCAAAAGGUGACCAUGCAGUAUUCUGUCAUUAGUGAUACUCUGGCUUCAUACCAAUGUGGUCAGCUGUCCUACAACACUUAUGCCGAACGCCAGUCCUACGCCAAGGUGCAAUUGAUUGACAGCAAGAAUAAUGUGGUCAAGGUGGACACUGAGAUCCAAUACCAGAUGAACUACUUUAAUCUUGACACUGGCUCAUACAGAGUUAUCACCACCGACAUCUCUGGCUGCAUGGUAGCCACGAACCCAGUAGCUGUUACCUCAUGCACUCCAGUCCCAAACUACCACCACUACCCACCGCCGCCACUACCCUCCACCACUGGACCAUCUUCUACUACCACUAGCCAAUCGACCACAACCACUGGACCAUCUUCAACCACCACUACCGACAGCACCACCACAACUACUACUGGCACUACCAAUGGACUAAAUGGAUCCUCCCAGACUACCGCCCCAACUGUCCUUAUCCUCAUGAUCACAUUCAUUCUCCUCUCCCUUAUUUAA